AACAAUGAUAAUCUAAGGAGUUGACUGAAGCAGAUCUGGGACCGGACACCUCAUUUGAUCCUAACCUUAACCAUUAGGGCCAAACUGACCUUAGGUAAGUGUCUUAACGGACACUUCAUCCUCCUCAACUGGGGCUUGUGGGACUCCUCUCUCAGACAGGAUGUGUCGCAUCAUCAACUUCCUGCUGGCUCUGCUGAGCCGUUUCCUGUUUGCUGUGCAUGGGGUGGUGACCGUGUGGCGUGUGGUCGCCGUCAAAGGGGAGCCCCUCUAUUGGCUGCUGCUGAUGGGCGUGGCUCUGCUGGGGGUGGAGAUGGCAGUCACCAUCAAGUGUACCCGCAAUGCAGAGUGGAAAUGGUUCUCCCCCAUGGUUUUCCUCUACCUCAGUACCGUCAUCCCCUCCAUUUGGUUCCUGGAGCUCAGCCUGCUGCAGUACAAGCUCCCUGUCAACAUCUCCUCUGGCCCCGAGCUAGAAGAGCUGCUGGCUCACAUCCCCAUCUCAGCGGACAUCUUGCAGCUGGACCCAGAGAACUGGGCGGCAGGGCUGGAGCAGACCAUGCUCAUCGUACUGGUGCUGGGCCGCUGGCUUAUGCCCAAAGGAGACAUGUCCCGCGACCAGCUCUCCCAGCUCCUCAUGGUCUACGUGGGCCUGGGCGCUGACAUCCUGGACAUCUUUGACACCUUCAAGGAGCCCGAGGUCAAGACCAACAGGGCCGUUAUCAUUAUGGGCCUUGCCCUCUUUUCCUGGGCCCUCAUGCAGUUCCCCUUGGUUCUGACCCAGACCAGUCCCCCCAAGGCCCAUCUCCAGCCCUGUUUGUCCCAGCCCGGCUUCCUCCAGCGGGGCCUCUCUCAGGAGGGAAGCGUGGCUGUAGUGGAGGGACUGCCUGGAGCUCCCCCCUCCUGCUAUACACCGUGCUGCUCCAGUGAAGUGUGGAGUCUGCUGUUGACUGUGGGGCUCCAGGACGGGCCGUUCCUCAUCUACCGCCUCUACCUCAUGAUCAGGGAGAACGUUCUCAACCAGUUAAUGAUCUUCUUCACCUGUAAAAACAUCCUUGUCGUCCUGCUGGAGUUCUACAGGAUCUUUGUGGUGCAGUGUGAGCAGCAGGGGGAGGGCUGCCUAGGGGGGCUGGAGAUGUGUGCAAUGCCCUGGUGCCAACAAGCCCAGGAGGAGGAGGUGGAGGGAAGACGACAGGAUAGUGGAGAACAGAACUGCCAGAGAGAGGAGGGGAGGGAGGGACCCCACCUGGCAUUCCACCUGGACGGAUACCUGGGAGACUGGGAUGCAGAUGGUGAAAGUCGGCGAUGA
This is a messenger RNA of Oncorhynchus mykiss (rainbow trout), 1303 nucleotides long. The record is from RefSeq and is a predicted model, not a curated record. Lineage: Eukaryota; Metazoa; Chordata; Actinopteri; Salmoniformes; Salmonidae.